Anolis carolinensis (green anole) is the source of this 3147-nucleotide messenger RNA. It is a transcript of the gene spmip3, whose product is annotated as sperm microtubule inner protein 3. The coding region runs from base 2378 to 2824 and encodes 148 amino acids. The record is from RefSeq and is a predicted model, not a curated record. Lineage: Eukaryota; Metazoa; Chordata; Lepidosauria; Squamata; Anolidae. The transcript has 5 exons.
UCCAAAGACCAUUUGCUUAGCAGUCUUCCUUUUGUAAAUCAAUGUACCAUUUCUUAACAAUAUAGAUAUAAACCACAGGAGUCAACUUAUUUUACUAUUAAAGCAUUUAUGACACACUGCCAUCACAAUAUGUCAUGCAUCACAAUGCUAUCCACUGCUUGAUUUUAUGGAUGCAGGCAAAAAUGUAAGUUCAAACUAUCCUGCAGGCGACAGCGGAUUUUCGUUUAGGCUCCCAUCUUUGUUUCCAUUACAUUGUUUCUGUUUACCCAUAAUAAAGAGUAAAAGUCAUUUUCAUUUGUGUGCAGCAAAUCAGGAGAAAAACAAAUGCUAAAUCGGAAACAUUACUACAUGGUGUGAUAGGAAACGUGAAAGCUUUGAUGGCAUUGCUGACAAUUAUGAAGGCAAGUUGAGCAUUACUGGUUGUCAAAAAUGUGACAAUGUUGGUAAAUAUAACAGAUCUCAACAGCUCAGUGUGGUUUUUUCAGAGCGGACACAUUUGAACACCAUCCUGUUUCAUGUCCCAAAGUUGACUAAAAUAACAAGGCUUGGGAGUAUUUUGUAGAUUGCAUUCCACACAAGUUAAACCAACAUCGUUACCAGGUUUAUACACUGUUAAAGAUAUUCAUUGAGUUCAAGAAUAAGAAUGUUAUGCUAGUUUUCAACUGAUACUGUUUAAAAAAAGACUUGAGUGGAGAACAGCAAUAUUUUUAUUGUACAGUGGUGAGAGAAUUUUGGGUGAGAUACCUGUAUAUUGUAAGCAAAGCCAAGUUUGUAUACAUUGUCACUUAGAAACAGCAUAGGAAGAGUCUUGAUGAGAGGAGGCACAGACAUGGCACUUUCAGCCUCUGACUCAUCCCAGUUUAAACACUUCCUUGCCAGGAGGUUGCCAUGGAGUGGCCAAAACAUAAUUCACUGUUGCAGUCAACAGCCCACAUAAUCUAUAAUAUUUUCCAAUGCUAAUGGGUCAACAUUUGUACAAACCAGACCAUGACUCAUCGUUCAAAAGGAAGCUUGUAACUGACAAUUUAAAAGGUUAAAAUGUAUAAAUAUACAAAUACUAAAUCACACAUUAAAAAAAUAUCCUGUAAACAAUAAAGUCAAACAUCUAGACAAUGUUAGAUUUUUAAAAGACACUUGAAAGAUCUCUCAUGUUUCUUAUACCUGUAAAAAAAUAAUAGUUGAGAUCCAAGGAGAUGUAGAAACUCAUGGCUUCAGAUAGGCUGGCUAUUUUCCUCUUUGAACAGCAAAACAUGAUAAAUCAUAACUACUUUUGACAAUUCUCCAUGACCUAAAGCCAAUUGUGGGUUCAACCUAGAGUAAGCCUGGUAAAUCAAUGGGAACUUAGUAAAGUAAUAAUUAAGUUUCAUUGAUUUCACGGGUCCAUUCUAGGAGAAAAGCAACUUAAAGGACAAAAAUACUUUCUGGAGGACGUAACAAAAAUGUUCCCCUAAGAUCAACAGCGACAACAUCUACGCCCGUCUCUGUAAAUCCCGUGAUCGGAACCAAUACCAAAUUUUAUUUGAUUGAAUUAACAAUAAUGUAACUAAAUGAUUUGGAUUGUGUGUGUUUAUGGGAUGAGGCCCCUGGAGGGUUUCCAGCUUCUGAAAAGCCCUUCCACGGGAAGUCUGGCUGAUUCGCUCCUUGUUUUUCUUUUGCCAGCAGGCAGUCUUUCCUGAUCAAGCAGGGAUUUUAUGAGUAACUGCUUGCAACCAGCCUUUUGAGUAAUAUGAAUGCUUGCUUUAUUUUGGCCCCUGUAUACUUUUCUAAUUUUACAAUAUGUUCAUUCUGUUGUUAUAACGUAACUUUGUGUUUUAAAUGUACUGUUCAGGUUUUCACUUAUUCUUUUAGUGAGCUGAUUCGGGUCCCUCUCGAUUCCAUGAGAAAUACAGCAUCUAAAUGAAAUAAAAUAAGUAAUGUUGGCAGAGGGUGGGGGAAUCACCUCUAUCUUGUUCUGCUGACACAACUUCUUCCAUCAGCCUAAGUAUUCAAUUGGAUCCUGGCCUUCAUACUUCAAGUAAUGGAUGGAAGUCUACUACUGAUUGAUGUAUGGUGUUGAUUUCACUUUUUUAUGUUCAGAAAUAUUAAUUCAUGUAUUUCCAUGUUUAUGAAAUAAUGUGUAAAACAUAACCAAGCCACCCUACAUAAAACAAAAAUUUAAAAAUAAGUACCAUUUUAGAAAGGUCACCGGGGGGAGGGGGGGAGUAGAGAGAGAAUUACUUCCUUUUUACAAUGUUGAUAUUAAGUUUGCCCACUCUGAAUAUUUACUUCAAAUAGACUUUGUGCAUGCAUACUCAUUAUAACACUGUUUGUAUUAUAAUUAAGUGCUGAAGUAAUUAACAAGCAGUAUAAUAUCCUACUAUCUUUUCCAGGGAUUUUAAUGGCAGGAAAUGUUACAGCAGUAAAAUUACGGCGGUUUAUAGAUUCAGCACCUGAAAUCCCAACAGGGAUUCUUCAUCAUCAAGGAAAGGAUGUUUGUGGUUAUUAUACAGGUCAACUGGCACGGCUUUAUGUUGCAUAUCCUCCUGAAGGGCAGCCAAAACUUUUCACAAAACUACAGCCAAUUCCAGUAAAACAUGAAAUUGAGCCUCACCACGAAUAUGACCACCAUAUUCUGAAGCAGUACAUUCACUACCAAAGGAAAAUGAAGAAAGUCCAUGACUGGCACACACAGACCACAUACAGAGAAGCAUUCACAUUACCAAUCUUCAAGUCAGGUAGUGCUGAUGAUGGUUAUCGCCCAAGAACUGAGGCUGAAUCACUGUCUGUUUGGAAAAGUGUUUCUGUCAAGAGGAGGGGAGGUAAACCUUCAUUUAUGGGAGUUUGAUAAAUUCUUCAUCUAGCAUUUCUAGAAAGCAACAUGGAAGAUCUGUUUCAAGACUGUGUCUAUCAAAAGUGUGAAAACUGUUGCUAAGAAUAUAUGGAUGCUACAGCAAUCUUAAGCACAAACGACGUGGCUUCAAAUUCUUUGAAAAUUUAAAAAAUGGAAGAACUUUAAACGGGCAUAUAUCAAAAUGAGAAGCAAAGCAACAGUAAAAUAACAAUCCUAUACAAUGUAAAGCUGGAGUGACGUUUCAGAGUGCAGAAGUUGGCCACUACAUAUAAGAAGCCUCCUUUAAAUGCAAGUAUAAAGCAGGUGAUGUUACAGAA